AGGGAUGAUGAGAGGCGGCCAGCCUGUAAUGCGUGGCAGAGGCGGAGGAGGCGGCGGUAUGAUGGGUAUGAACCCCAUGGGAGGUAUGGGCAUGGGAAUGCCCGGCAACAUGGGCAUGGGCAUGAUGCAAGGUAUGAAAGCUGUCACUUUACGCCACCCCAAUCCACAGAUCACAAUCCGUCAAACGGCAUCGGUUACAGGCUAGGAACUGUCGCCGAUGCCAUUACCCACUACACAAUCACCAACUCCUUCAAGCAUGGUUAUGGCCCGUCAAGAGUCAGAAGGGCAGUCGCUUGCACCAGUAGUGCAGCGAGAAGAACCCACACAAGAGGCAGAGGAGACAUAUCCAGAUGCCGAGCCAGACGUGUUUUAUGAAGAUGGAGAAGACAGCGACAGCGAUAGCUGUGCUCUAAGCUUCUGGGGAAGUGACGACUACAACGCUCAGGAUACCCCGUGUACUAGCGAGUGUACUAGCGACACAAGCUCCAUGGGUGACGAUGAUAGCAGCGACAGCGACGAUAGCAGUGAUGAGGAUGACAGUAGCGAGGAUGAUAGCAGUGAUGCCGACGAUAGCAGCGAUGACGAUGAAAACGAUGAUGACGAAGAGGAUGCCAUGGAUCUCGACGAGAACAUGGAACUCGGAGAAGCGGACAUGGAUAUCUCAGAUGGCACGAGUAUCUCAGAUGUCAUGGAGAUAGAGCCGCGAGAAGAGAACCCUUUAAUCCAGGCGGCGGGCUCAGGCCAAGCGGUAAAUGCGAGUGCAACUACGCCCUCAGCGGCUCAGCUACAACAAAGCUACCACUAUCCCCCCCAAGCUACUAAUCGGCCACAAUUUGCACCAAGCACUUGGGGCUGCCGUAUUCACGGAACACAGACUCCUCGCUGCUUGAUUUGUGACAUUGAAUUCUGGCGCGUUCAAUGCCUCAUUAGAGGCCAGGACUUUGGCCGCAUUCCACCUCCGCCGCUACCCAUCUAUCCAACACCACUUCACCAGCCCGGCCCAUCUUCUAUUGCACAUACUCGAUUUGCCACUAGUAACGCUGCUAAUUCACAUAUAGGUUUUCAGGGUAUGCCUCCUAACUUCCCAGGCGGAUUCGGCUUUGGGCAGCAAGGAGGAGGCGGAGGCGGCGGCGGAGGCAACAGUGGUGACUGGGGCAACCCUCAUGGAGCAAAGCGACCGCGUCCCGAGUAAUUGGCCAGCAUCCGCCGAAUCCAUAUCUCCUCAAUUAUUAGGAUGAAGAAUUUAAGCUAGGAUUUGGAGUGCAAUAAUGCAAGGAAUUGAUUUUUAACUGUUAUCAAGGGGGAAGGGAAGGAAAUG
Trichoderma asperellum CBS 433.97 is the source of this 1318-nucleotide messenger RNA. The record is from RefSeq and is a predicted model, not a curated record. NCBI's taxonomy places the organism in Eukaryota, Fungi, Ascomycota, Sordariomycetes, Hypocreales, Hypocreaceae.